UAACACUAAGCCAUGCAGGUGGACAUUUCACACAUUCGCCAUCGUGUUCACACACAACUACUACAGAUAUCCAUAGUAUUCCUUUAGUUGUACUAUCUAUCUUUUCUGAAACCAUAACAAUAACCACAAUGAAUUUAACCCAGACCUGCCUUCUGAUAUCAUGCCUGGCUAUUUCAGUUUCAGCAAUGUUCUUUGAUUUGUCGCCGCAGAGGGAAAAGUGUAUAAUUGAGGAGGUUCCUGAGGACACCCUUGUGACAGGUUAUAUCUUACUAGAACACUGGGAUAGAAAGGAGGACCACUCUCCACACCUUGGAUUAACUAUCACUGUUAAAGACCCUAAUCUUGAGGUAUUGUUGAUGAAACGAUUAGGCAAAUAUGGAAAAUUCACCUUCACUUCCCAUUUCUCUGGGCAGCAUUUCCUCUGUGUGAAAUCAAACACUACAAGAUUCUCUGAAUUUGCAAACGAGCGUUUGAAAGUGCAUCUAGAUGUGCAGAUGGUAGAACACACCAUCGAUCCCAGUGCUGUCAAGACCAAAGACACCAUUGAAUCAGUGGAGUUCAAAAUACAGCACCUGAUAGGCCAGAUGCAGUUCAUCAGCAAGCAGCAAGACUUCGAGAGGGAACGUGAGGAAACAUUUCGCCAAAUGAGUGAAGAAACAAAUGGAAAUGUUUUGUGGUGGGCAAUAAUCCAGACCUCAAUACUACUCACCGUGGGAUUCUGGCAAAUGAGAAGCUUGAAGAACUUUUUCAUUGAAAAGAAAUUGGUCUAACAACUAUUAAGCUAGCUAAAUUAGUAGCUACCCAAGUUGAAAGCUAACAUAAGUAGUAAAUAUUAGCCAUCUGUCAUAUAAUGUUAGAUAACUAAAUAAGUGCUUCUUUUAAAUUUUGACUAACAAGUGUUUGUCUUAUUACGUUAAGUGAUGUUGUUCUCAACUAUGUUUUGGACUUCCUACCAGACCAAUAUAAACAGUAAAGUUUUAUUAUUGUGAUAUAGCAACCAACAAAUAGAAAUGUUUUAGGGGGAAAAAAAGAAAAUGAAAGAAAAAAAAACCCUUCCAAUUAUCUUUUAUUAAAUGUUAGCUUAGGUGUGCACCCCCCUUAACUAAUACUUUUUAAAAACAUCUUUUGCUUGCAAUGCAGCGCUCAGUAUUUUUUGGUUAAGAGUCUACCAACUUAGCACAUCUUGAUUUGGCAAUCUUGUUCCACUCUUCCUUGCAAAAUGCCCCAGAAAAAAACAAAAAAAAAAAAAAAAACUAUCUUGACUAGAGCCCUAGUCGCAGGUGAAGAGAAACAGCUGCAGAUGCUGCCACCACCAUGCUUCACCAUGGGUAUGCUGUUGUUUGAGUGAUAAGUUGUCUUGUUUUUGCAUCAAAUAUCUCUCUUGGAAUUAUGCCCAAAAAGUACCACCUUGGUCUCAUUAGACAAUAACACAUUUUGCCAUGUGGUUUGGGAUGACUUAGGCAGGCUUGGAUGUUUUUUAAACAGCACUGUCAUAUAACAAUCAUUCUUUAAAACCUUCUGCAAAUAACGAAGAACUCAGUCUGGCCUCAUUUUACAUAUACUGAAUAGCCAUGUGUCUGGGUAGACCAAGUCACUGACAUAAAUACAUUCAAAGAGAGGCACAGAGUUAAUGCUGAGAUUAUCACGACACAAAACCAAAUCCGACAACAUGACAACAUUAUCACAGCACAAAACCAACAACCCAACAUUACUGCAACUCGAAACUAAAUCUGACAACACAACAAUGCUAUCAUAACACAAAAUCAAAUCUGACAGCAACAUUAUUAUCACAACACACAUUCAAAUCCAAGAACACAUUCACAACACAUUAUCACAUUACAAACAGAAAUCUGACAACACAACAUUAUCACAACACAAGACACUAUCACAGCACAAAACCAGAUAGAAAAUAGAAAUACAAAUAGAAAUUUGACAACACAACAACAUUAUUCCAGCACAAAACCAAAUCCAACAACACAACCAAAGUAUCACAGCACAAAAACAAACCAACAAUUAUCUUGUGAGGAAACUGUUAUCUUGGUCUAAAUUUCGUGUUGUUUGUCAGACAUGGUUAUACAUUUUUGGAUUUUGUUUGGUGUUGUCUUGAGCCUUACUCGGUACGAUUCUAAGGGACCUGGCAACCCAGUCAUACACAUUCGCGCGCUUUGAUGGUCCAAAAUAUUUCACGCGCGUCGCUAAAUGUCGACUUAACUAGCCGCGUUAGCUGGAUUACUAAAGGGUACAUAUAGUAAUGGUCAAACUACAGCCUGGUUAAGUAGUUAAAACAUACAGAACACACAGAACAAACCAACGCCUGUGGCGAAAUAAAUAACUGGACACAUUAAUAAUCUAGUUUCUAACAGCAGGUGAACAGGUUCUCUUCAUUAAAAAAAAAAAACAGCUAG
Pangasianodon hypophthalmus (striped catfish) is the source of this 2405-nucleotide messenger RNA. RefSeq names its product transmembrane emp24 domain-containing protein 11. The coding region runs from base 129 to 770 and encodes 213 amino acids. Gene Ontology annotation, biological process: endoplasmic reticulum to Golgi vesicle-mediated transport; intracellular protein transport; Golgi organization. NCBI's taxonomy places the organism in Eukaryota, Metazoa, Chordata, Actinopteri, Siluriformes, Pangasiidae. Gene Ontology annotation, cellular component: endoplasmic reticulum-Golgi intermediate compartment; endoplasmic reticulum; Golgi apparatus. The record is from RefSeq and is a predicted model, not a curated record. The transcript is spliced from 5 exons.